UAUCGUCAUAGCCGCCACAAUCAAUCGGUAGUUCGCAGUGUUUUGUUUUUUAAUGCUCAUUGAAAAGUAAUUUGCCAUCAUCCAAAGCAAAUGGAACGGUGACAUAAAUGAGUUUCACAAACCAAAACGUGGCUAUAUAGACGAAAACGCGGCGCGUAGCAGAAAACAGUAGAAUAGUGUAGCGAAAAUAAGGCGACAAAAUUCAACAGUCAAACAAAGACGCUGGCCAAAAGCAUGAGUUGAGACUGGACAGGCCACACACACACAUUUACACUCACACAUACGCUCGGAAGCAAGCAAGCACACACAGUAAGAAAGAGCUUGUGCUAAAAAGGGAAAGAGAUAGAGAAACAAAAAGAUAAUUUCAAGGCAACGCUGCGUAACGCAGGGGAAAGACAGAAACUUCAAAUAAGGUGACAAUUUGGACGACGGAGGCGGCGACGACAACGUCGACGACGACGACAACGACAAUAAUAAUUGCUCUGGUCUGAACUGACGGUUAACGGAAGGAGCGCAACCACGUGUGUAUGUGGAUAUAUGCAUAGAUGUAUGUGUGUGGAUGCAUAUGUACGUAUUUGUUGUUUGUGUGCUAACUGGAUAUUGCUGGGCUGCAAUGCAAUAGCAAUAACUGUGACACCCGACUCAACAUAACAGCGAUAAAUAACGGGAGCGCAUUUCAUACUCAUCUUCGCUAAAGCAGCGCAAUACCAACAACAGCAACAACAGCUGCGGACGCACCAACAUCAACAGUUACGCCAACAACAACGUCAACAACAUGAGCACAGUGUUUAUUAACUCACGGAAGAGCCCAAAUGUGCUAAAGAAACAAGGCACAGACCAAUGGGUCAAACUAAAUGUGGGAGGCACCUAUUUUCUAACCACCAAAACAACGCUCUCCCGUGACCCCAAUUCCUUUCUGUCGCGUCUUAUACAAGAGGACUGCGAUUUAAUAUCAGAUCGGGAUGAAACCGGCGCGUAUUUGAUAGACAGAGAUCCAAAGUAUUUUGCGCCUGUGCUCAAUUAUUUACGCCAUGGCAAACUCGUUCUGGACGGCGUCUCGGAGGAGGGUGUGCUGGAAGAGGCUGAGUUCUACAACGUGACGCAGCUGAUUGCACUGCUAAAGGAGUGCAUCAGCCAUAGAGAUCAGCGACCACAUGCGGAUAAGAAACGCGUCUAUCGUGUGCUGCAAUGCCGCGAACAGGAAUUAACACAGAUGAUCUCCACGCUUUCGGAUGGCUGGCGGUUUGAGCAGCUGAUAAGCGUUGGCAUACAAUGCUCGAACUAUGGGCCAUUCGAAAAUAAUGAGUUCCUUUGCGUCGUCUCCAAAGAGUGCGGGUCGUCAGCAGGACGGGAAUUGGAGUUGAAUGAUCGCGCCAAGGUUCUGCAGCAGAAGGGUUCGCGAAUUCUUGGAAUUUAAACUGCUUAUAGAGCAUAGUAUAGAGUGCGCAUACCAUCCAGAAUAUAACAAAAUGUAACUCCCAUCAGCAAACACUCAAAUCCUAAUUAAUCUAACAAAGACAAGCCACAAACAUCAUGAACAACAACAACAACAAUAACAGCAGUAGAAGCAGCAUUAACAACAAAAAUGUACUACGAAUAAAACAAAUGCAACACAAUUUAUGAAAGAGCCAACAACAAAAUAAUUUAGCGAGAUCCUUUUUGGCGGCAAUCGGAGAAGUGAAGUCAAAAGUCAUGCAGUCAAUCAGUCGAUCAUCAACUUCAAUACUUCAUUCAAUUCUAAAUCCUAUUUGAGAGCAGUUGGAUAUUCACAUCUGAAUACAGUUCAAUUGUUGCUCAAUCAUUCAAUCCUAUCAUCAAUCGAGCAGUCAAAUUAGGUGCACGAUCUAAAGAGCAGCCACAAUUAAGCGAAAAUUCUCUUUGUCGCCAUCAAUUGAAGAGAUUAGAAGCUAAUAAUCAUUCAAUCAAACAGCCAUCAAUUGAGUAACUUAUCAGUUCAAUCAUUACUCAGCAAAGCCUUCAGUUUUUCAAUCAGCCAUCCACAUCAAUCACUCAAACUGUCAGCAAACAAACACAGAUUCUCUUUGACAGCAAUUGGAAUCACAAAAUGAGUUUUAAAAAAUCUGUCUCAACGUUACAUCAUCAAUCACGCGUUACUUGUAUGUAAGUCCUACACCCUAUGUAAGUCAUUUCCCUUUUUACAAAAUGCUUCAAAAUUCUUUCAAAUAGCAAAAUUUUUAAAUUUUUUA
Molecule: messenger RNA, 2207 nt
Organism: Drosophila mojavensis
Lineage: Eukaryota; Metazoa; Arthropoda; Insecta; Diptera; Drosophilidae
Gene: inc
Product: BTB/POZ domain-containing protein KCTD5
Exons: 5
Coding region: 776-1417 (213 amino acids)
Biological process (GO): proteasome-mediated ubiquitin-dependent protein catabolic process; protein homooligomerization
Cellular component (GO): cytoplasm; Cul3-RING ubiquitin ligase complex
Molecular function (GO): cullin family protein binding
Source: RefSeq, a predicted model, not a curated record